CGCCCCACGCGGGGCGGGGCGCAGCCGGUGCGCUUGGGUCCGGCGGCGGAGCCGCACCGGGAAAGGCUGCGCGGAGCCGAGCGCUGCGGAGCGGAGCGGAGCCCAGCGGGGUGCGGAGCGCUGCGGAGGGGAGGGCGCUGCCGGUGCCUCCCCGGUGCCCCCCCGGGCCGGGGCAGGGCGGCGGAGGAGGAGAAUCUUCUCCUUAAUCCCCAAAGGGAAGGGGAGAUGACAUCUGGGCUCCUCUGAAGCCACCCGUGCCCGGCGGAGCCAUGGAGCUGGAAUUCGAGCUGCCCAACGCCACCGCCUUCUGGUUCUCCCCGGCCUCCCCGUUCGACAACUUCUCGGUGGAGGCGCCCACCAACGCCUCGCAGAACGCCACCGGCCAGCACUUCGACCUGACCAGCAACGCCAUCCUCACCUUCAUCUACUUCGUGGUCUGCAUCGUCGGGCUGUGCGGCAACACGCUGGUGAUCUACGUCAUCCUCCGCUACGCCAAGAUGAAGACCAUCACCAACAUCUACAUCCUCAACCUGGCCAUCGCCGACGAGCUCUUCAUGCUGGGGUUGCCCUUCCUGGCCAUGCAGGUGGCCCUGGUGCACUGGCCCUUUGGCAAAGCCAUCUGCAGGGUGGUCAUGACGGUGGACGGGAUCAACCAGUUCACCAGUAUCUUCUGCCUGACGGUGAUGAGUGUUGACCGGUACCUGGCCGUUGUCCAUCCCAUUAAAUCGGCCAAGUGGAGGCGGCCCAGGACAGCCAAAAUGAUCAACGUGGCCGUCUGGGGUGUCUCCCUGCUGGUGAUCAUGCCCAUCAUGAUUUAUGCCGGGGUGCAGCACAACCACGGCAGGAGUAGCUGCACCAUCAUCUGGCCGGGGGAGUCGGGCGCCUGGUACACGGGCUUCAUCAUCUACGCCUUCAUCCUGGGCUUCCUGGUGCCUCUCACCAUCAUCUGCCUUUGCUACUUGUUCAUCAUUAUCAAAGUCAAGUCCUCGGGCAUCAGAGUGGGCUCCUCCAAGAGGAAAAAGUCCGAGAAGAAAGUCACCAGGAUGGUCUCCAUCGUGGUGGCUGUCUUCAUCUUCUGCUGGCUCCCCUUCUACAUCUUCAACGUCUCCUCCGUCUCCGUCCUCAUCGUGCCCACGCCCGUCCUCAAGGGCAUGUUCGACUUCGUCGUGGUCCUCAGCUAUGCCAACAGCUGCGCCAACCCCAUCCUUUACGCCUUCCUCUCCGACAACUUCAAGAAGAGCUUUCAGAACGUCCUCUGCCUGGUGAAGGUCAGCGGCAUGGACGACGCCGACCGCAGCGACAGCAAGCAGGACAAGUCCAGGCUCAACGAGACCACAGAAACCCAAAGGACCCUGCUCAACGGUGACCUGCAGACGAGCAUCUGAGGGGCCGGCGGCGUUGUCCUCUGCUCGCUCUCCUCUCCCCACUUGCUCCCAGCUGCAGCAGGGCAGCGGCACGCAGGGAGUCAGGGGGUGGCAGCGCGCACGCUGGGGGGCCGGGUGUCCUCCCGAGCUGCUGGCGGGCUGGCUCGUCGGCGCUGGGAAGGAUUCGGUUCUGAGGAGCUGCCUCGCCCAAAGACAACUCGCAGAAAUCCCCACGGGGCAGCGCGUAUUUCAACACCAAAGUGCCACCGUGGGGCCGCAGCCAUCGCAGGGGUGGCUCCGCCGGCUCCUCCUCUGGCGUGACCCUCGGGGUUGAAGCCACCUCUGGGUGCUGUGCCCCGGGAUGGGUGCUUGCACAUGGACACACACCCUGCAGCCUGCCCGGGCUGAGCCCUGCAUGCACGGUUUGGGUGACCCGAGGAGGUGCCACCGCGUGGAUGCGCCGAGACCCGGCGGGAGCUCCGUGGGCGUGCUGCGCUCCUGCAGUCCCCGAGGAGAGGAGGAUGUUUGGGGUUGUACUUUGCCCGGCUUAUCACUCACUCAGCCGCGUCCCCCGAAGCCUCCCUGCUGCUGUUUGACUGCGUCUUUUGUAGAAGGGGUCCUGCAGGACGGAGGCAGCCGCCCCGAGGGAUGCAGCUGCCCUGUGCCCCCCGCUGCAGGACAGCCCCUGCCCUCCUCCCUGCCGUGACGUCACCUUCCCGCAGGUUUUCUCCUGGGAUGGAGGAUUUCCCCUUUUUUCCCUCGUUUCACCCUGGAGCCGUUCGCAUCAGGCUCUGGCUGCGCCGCCAGCCCGAAACCACCGCUGUCCCCGGUGCGCCCUGGGCAGGGUGGCUGGGUAGGAAAUCCUCGGUGAAGCACCGGAGGGGGUUGGAGAGCCCUGCUGCAGGCUGCUGUUCGUCCCCGUCCCGCUGCUGAUGGCUUCUGGGGUUUGUCCUGCUGCUGCCGUGGCUCCGGGAGCUGGGGACACCUGCCCCUGCUCCUCCCAGGCACAUCAGGAAGGAGGAGGAGGUGAUGGAGAACGAUGGAGAAGACAGGCGACAGGUCAGGGGGCGCUGGGGACUCAACCCAAACCUUCAGCCGAGCCGAAGGGAGCGGCAGAGCAGGUGACACGGAGCUGAAGGAGAAAGCCCUGGAGGAGAGCCCCCAGCCUGUCCCCCCCCUAUGGGAUGGCUGCUCCUGUCCCCGUGCCCCAGGGGUGACAGAAAGGACCCACGUCGCUGCCGGGUGCACGUCCUGCAGGUAACUGCACGGGGAGGGGGACAGCAGCUCCCCAGGGGGGGCUUCCAGCACAAAGCCCUGGGGAGGAGCAGGGCGCAGGGUGAGGGGGUGGCAGGGUCUGGGCUGGGUGCUCGGGGCAGAAGCCAGCCCCAGCCCACCACCACCACGUGUCCCCCCGCAGCAGGGGGACCCUGGGGUCCGAAAGGCUCCGCUCAGGCACCAAAGCAGCAAUUAGAGCCCAGCGCCUGCUGAGUUCAGCUGCUCAGGAAUGUCCCGGAGCAGCCGCUCUGCCCCUGCCCACGCCUGGGGUCAGCACACAAACCCUGCAGAGCCCGAGCAGGAGGGAAGGCGCUGGGAUAACCUCAGCACCUGGGAACGCAGCCGUUUAGGAGGAAGGAACCGUCCAGUCCCACACCCUCUCCCCUGCCCGUGGGAUCCACGAGCCCCUGCCUUGUGCUACAGACGAGAAGGGCAGGGGGACAGGGGGCAAGGAGGAGCAUUCCCACCAGGUGCCGCCUGUUUUGGGGUGCCACCUUGCUCGGUGCACACCCUCAGGCCAUGCUCCAGGAGUGCCAGCUCCAAAUUUUCCUCUUUCUUUCCCCCUGCAGUGAGUCCCCCCCCAUGGAGCAUCACCCCCAUCCUACAGGGCCACCCCACCGCCUGUCAGCAGCCCCCCAAAACCCCCCGGGAGCUCCGUGCUCUGCAGGGCACAAAGCAGCGCCUCGUCAGCAUUUAUUUGCUCCUAACCCUUCACCUCCUGCUCCGAGGGACACGCAGAGGCUCUGCGUGGGCUCGGCGCUGAGCUGGGCUGCUGGCAGCCGCUCCCAUCCCUGCCACAGCUCCCUUAGGGCGUGUGGAAAGCCACAGCGAGAGCCAGGCUGCCCCUAUGGGAUUAAAACCAGCAGCAUGACAUCAGAAAAUACGGGAUUGGGAUCGCCGGGGCUGGGCGCAGCCGCUGUCAGGAUGAGGCUUUAGUGGCAGAGCAUCGUCUGCUGGGCUGCGGGUGGCUGGUGGGGGAUGAAGGGGUUGGGGGUGGAAGGAGCAGGACAGGAGGCAGGGAGGGAUUGGGGUUAAAGCCCCUGGUGCUCGCAGCCCCCGGCACACGCCUGCAGCGCUGCUGGCAGCACCCCGGUCCUGCCCGUGCGGCCCCUGCCAGCAGCACCACGACCCACGGUGGGGCUCCAGUCCAGCAGGAGCCUCCAGAAGGAGCCCCCCAGCUCCUCUGUGGGCUGCAAGUACAGAAAGCAUGGAUUUCUAGCACAGGAGGGUCCUCAAGAGCCUGGGAAAGGAUGGGUGUCCCCAGGUGAGACGUGGAGAGGAUGCUUUGUGCCCAGGGCAGCUCUGCCCUGGCGCACACCCACCCCAGCAACACCUUGGAGCUGUGGAAAUGGGGCUUGAGCUGCUGCUUGUGCUCAAAUCUGCCCUGCACGAGGGGGCUGGGAGCUGAAAUACCCCAGUUCCCUCCUUGGCACCCACGGGACCUCGUGGGAUGGGGGUAACGGGGCAGCAGGCGAGGAGCAAGGGACACAGGGCACUGCCGUGGGCUCCCCAGAGGUCACCCCAGCUGGGCUGCGUGGGGCAGAGCACGAGGAACCUCCCGGGCACUGCUGGGGCCCCAGGGCUCGAGCAGGGGAAAACACAAAGCAAAACAAGCCCGUGUUGGCAGGGAGAGCAGGAGAGGGAGCCGCAGGCGCUGCCCAGCACUCGCAGUAAAAGCAGGUGAAUAAAAGCUGCUGCCGGGUCCUCAGCGGCUAAUCACCAGCGGCACCGCUAUCGAAGUUUUCCUUCUCAGCCACUUGAAUUUAGUGGGGACUUGACCUCGUAUCGGAUCUGUUCAGAACAGCCUCGCAGGGCUGCCAGCGGCGUGGUGAGAGAUCUCUGCUGGUUCGUUUCAGGGCGGAGAGGUUGCUCCUGUGAGUGCUGGAGCAGCCCCGCUGCCCCUUCACGUGCAGGCUGCCCCCAGGCAAGCGAGAUUAAUUAUGGCUCUGAGCUUUAUCCCAGACUGGAGGCGAUGGGAAGCAGAGUCCCUGUGUCCUGUGGUGUCUCUGUGUGUCCUAGUGUCCCGUAGUGCACCCAGGGGACCAAAAUCUCGGUGCUGUGGCUGUGCCCAGCAUCGCCCAGGGCGCUUACUGGGACAGAUCCCGGCUCCUUGCACCACGAUGGGCAGUUCUCCCCGCUGCUUUCCAGCCAGCUCCUGCUCCGACAGGCAGGGAGAGGCUGCCUGCAGACCUGCAGCCUGCCUUUGGCAUCGCUACAGCUCCUGACACCAGCACCAAAGCUGCCCUGGACUUCUUUGCUGGGAACACCGACAGCAUUCGCUCCCCAAACUUGUGCCAGAAGGACGCGGGGUUCAACGCAAGAGGCCGGCCGCAGCCCCCGGGGCUGUGGGAGGGGGGCACUGGGGGGGUCCUGCAGUGCUUAUGGCCCCUGCACAGGCCUGAGACACAGCUUGUGCUUUGCUCCCGAGGUCGUUUGAGCUCUCGCUGUGAACAAGCUGACUCCAAACUGCUCAGGGGGAGCCUGCAUCCUGCUCCCCGACCCCAAUCCCUGCCCCAGGCUGCGCACAGGGAGAUCACCGGCAAGGCUACAGCAAAGGGGCACUGCAGACCCCAACCAUGACCCCCCCCCCCAGCCCUAGGUCUGAAAAGCAAGCUGCUGCUCGUGGCCCUGAGACAUCUCUGCCCUUCUCUGCCUGCCUGCGGUCCCCAGCUCGUGCCUCCUGCUGGAUUUCCCCCUGCUGGCUCCAGGACUGCAAAAAGGACUGAGCAGGAGAGGACACGGCUGGGAUCAGGGGAACCUGCUCGGUCUGACCACGAGGGACACAAAGCCUGGACACCCAGCCCACGGGAGGGAAGGGACAGGUGACUGUACAUAUGUGUAUAUAGCAGACACGCCAGCAGAGCGUUUUGGUAUCACUGUUCACCCCCGUUCUGCUGUGUGUGCCACCACCAGCACCCAGCAGAGAGUCCGACCGAGCCCUUUGGGGUUCCCUGGCUCCUCGGUGGGCUUCCUUCAGCCUGCACCAAGCAGAAGGGCCCGUGGAAGCUGCUGCCGUGCUGAGAGGCGACACCAGCAAGGAAAAGAGCUUCACCCCUUGCUAAAUUUGGGGCCUUUCCCUGCCAAGCUGGGGCUCCAGCGACGGGGAGCAUCCCCCCGCAGCGCCGUGCUGCCCACGUCGUGUACAUAACCCCCUUCCCCCGUACCUAUAUCUGUGCUCUGUGUGGUGUGCGUGGGUCUGGUGUAAGACAUUGCGACUGGAACAUGAUGGAGAGCGGGGCUGCUUUGAGCCUUUUUCUUCCCAGCAAUGUGCUCAGAGCCUGAGCCUUCGCGCUGCCAGUCUCACGGGGAAGGAGACGCUGAGGGGGGUGGGAGGGAAGUAAAGGUUUUCCUACGGUUUCUGAAUUUCUGUGCGUGUGUCAGAGGUGGGUGGGAGCCGUGUAGGUAUAGGGGGGCUUGAAAUCCUCCCUGGAGGACGAAAGGCACCAAACCUGGAGCCUCACCAAGGGACCGUGCGCCCGCAGACCCCACCAGCUGCCCCCCACACCCGUUGUGCUCCAACACCCCCAGCAGGAGAGCUGGGUUUGCCCCAAAAAUCUCAGGAUCACUCCAGGUCAGCGCAAACUCAGAGCACCUGAGGUGCAGACGCGUCUGUGCCAGCACCAACCACUAAACCCGACGGGUCACAGGCAGAGAGUGAGGACAAAGAGCUGCGAGGGCAGCGGGUGGCAGCAACUCGCUGGGAACAGCUGAAAGCCAAAAACUGGUCUGCGAGGUGGCAGCAGCCCCCGUGCUGCUUCUGGAGAGAUCAGAGAGCAAAUCGCCACCGCCAGAGAGUUAAUCUGCUGGAGCAAACAGCACCGGGAGGGGGUGCGAGCGCAUUAGCGGGUGUGCUUGGAGACAAGGUGUAUUACCAGGGAAACACAGGGCCUUUACUGCAGACCUAUAGAAAUCGGCUCCACGAUAAACUGUGGAAGUCCAGAUCGCUGCAGCCAGCAGCACAGACCAGCUCUGCUAUCAACAUUUAUCACCAAAAAAAAAAAAAAAAAAAAAAAAAAA
This is a messenger RNA of Anas platyrhynchos (mallard), 6656 nucleotides long. It is a transcript of the gene SSTR2, whose product is annotated as somatostatin receptor 2. The record is from RefSeq and is a predicted model, not a curated record. Gene Ontology annotation, molecular function: somatostatin receptor activity; neuropeptide binding. Gene Ontology annotation, cellular component: plasma membrane; neuron projection. Lineage: Eukaryota; Metazoa; Chordata; Aves; Anseriformes; Anatidae. Gene Ontology annotation, biological process: cellular response to glucocorticoid stimulus; cellular response to estradiol stimulus; neuropeptide signaling pathway.